AUGACGACCCAACGUGAUAAUGAAGUCGCUCCCUCCAUCGACAGCGCUACAACUAACAUUCAAAAAUCCAAUGACACAACUCCCGCCGUAAGUGUGCAUGGCAAUAAUGACCCAGAAAAGGGUCUUGGCCCAGAGAAUGCCGAACCACAAUCAACUGAAAAGUCGUUUGCUGCUGGUCCAACACCUGCGACGCCAGCAAUCGGCCCGCCACCCGAUGGAGGCGCACAAGCAUGGUUAGUCGUACUAGGAGCCUUCUCCGGUCUAUUCGUCAGCUUUGGCUGGAUCAACUGCAUUGGAGUCUUCCAGACAUACUAUGAAAGCCACCAGUUGAGCAAGUACUCCACCAGCACAGUUACAUGGAUCACAUCGCUCGAGACCUUCGUGAUGUUCUUCUGUGGUCCAAUCUUCGGAACAAUGUUCGACGGCCACGGCCCACGCUACAUCCUCCUGCUAGGCACAUUCCUCCACGUCUUCGGGCUGAUGAUGGCCUCCCUCUCAACAGAAUACUACCAAUUCAUCCUGGCACAAGGAAUCUGCAGUCCCAUCGGCGCGAGCGCAAUCUUCAACGCCUCCGUAAACUCCGUCAGCACAUGGUUCGCCAAACGCCGCGCCUUCGCUCUCGGCGUAACAGCCGCAGGCUCAAGUCUCGGCGGCGUCAUCUUCCCCAUUAUGGUCACGCGACUGAUUCCUGAAGUCGGAUUCCCGUGGGCUAUGCGCAUCUGCGCUUUUCUGAUCCUGUUCAUGCUCGUUAUCGCCAAUCUAACGAUCAAGUCGAGGCUGCCGCACCGCCCUAAGCCAUUUGAUAUAUUGAGUUUCUUGAGACCGCUGGCAGAGCUGAAGUUUGCGCUUACGCUUGCUGGCGCCUUUUGUUUCUUUUGGGGCAUGUUUUUGCCGUUCACUUUUGUCAUUACGCAGGCAGAGAGAUACGGCAUGUCCCAGAAUCUGGCUGGGUAUUUGAUUCCUAUCUUGAACGCAUCUAGCAUCUUCGGCCGUACGUUGCCAGGCUACCUCGCCGAUAAAGUGGGUCGCUACAACACGAUGGUGAUCACGACAUUCUUCUCCGCGAUUCUUGUGCUAGCCCUCUGGCUCCCGUCGCGGGGCAACAUCCCCGCAAUCAUUUUCAGCGCACUGUACGGUUUCGGCUCUGGAGCAUUCGUUUCCCUCGCGCCUGCUUGCAUUGCCCAGAUCUCUGAUCUGCGCCAGGUGGGCGUUCGAAACGGUACUUUCUUUGCUGUUAUCUCGUUUGCGGCUUUAACUGGUACUCCAAUUGGCGGUGCUUUGGUACCGGAUGUCUUGCAUGGCGAUUACACCCGCCUGCAGAUUUUCUGUGGUGUUGUGAUGAUCGCUGGGUCUGUCUUGUUUGUUUUGGCGAGGGGUGCUGUUGGUGGGUUUAAGCUUAAUAAGGUUUAA
Molecule: messenger RNA, 1410 nt
Organism: Penicillium soppii
Lineage: Eukaryota; Fungi; Ascomycota; Eurotiomycetes; Eurotiales; Aspergillaceae
Product: MCT family MFS transporter
Exons: 4
Coding region: 1-1410 (469 amino acids)
Biological process (GO): transmembrane transport
Cellular component (GO): fungal-type vacuole membrane
Molecular function (GO): transmembrane transporter activity
Source: RefSeq, a predicted model, not a curated record